CUGUCAUUUAAAUAACCGUAUCAGCUGCUUCUUGUAUAUCUGCAGAACACAAUGAACAUAUCCCACUUACACACAUAGAAGCAAACAUGAAUGCACACGUUAGCCACACGCUCUUUGCUCCUAUUCAAAUAUCAUAGUUUCCCCUUUUUCUCUACUCACUGCACUUGUCAUUUCAUCAUUGGACUCUAAGGGCCGCUGUUGGUCUUUAAAGCACAUUUAGUGCCUUUGAAAUGCAGCUACACCUCCCUGUAUUUCUCUUAGUGUCCCGCGGAGAGCAGCUCAUUCGGUCUCCAUUUGGAUUAUCCGACUAAUGUAGUCGUUUUCACACCGUGGAUCAUAAAGACAUCAACAGGAGGACGAUAGGGGGUAACGGGACGGCUUUUUGUGCGAUACCUUCGUGUGGAGUUUGGGUGGAUUGCUUCGGGAAUAUGCCUUUUAUCAGCAGUGAACCCACGGUUAAAUGGCAAGUACGGGCCUUCAUCCUUGUUUUUCUCAUAGACGCGACAGUCUGUCAAAUCCGCUACUCCGUCCCAGAGGAGAUGAGAAAGGGCUCCUUUGUGGGAAAUGUGGCUGAAGAUUUAGGUAUCGACGCUAAAAGGCUGAAAUCAGGCGGUGCCCGGAUUGUUAGCGGGGAAAGCAGCGAGUACAUCCGGCUGGAUGCAGACAAAGGGAUUCUUGUGGUGGGCGAAAGGAUAGAUAGAGAACAGCUCUGCGGGCAGAUAUCGCCCUGUAGCUUGAAUUUUGAAAUGAUAAUGAUGAAUCCAAUGCAGCUGCACAGCGUCGUGGUGGAAGUGUUGGAUGUAAAUGAUAACGCGCCCGUGUUUCCUGAGAAAGAAGUGCAUGUAGAGAUAGUAGAAUCGGCUCUACUAGGGACCGAAAUAUUGCAAGAGAGCGCCACCGAUCCUGACGUAGGCAUCAACGCUUUACAGGGCUACACGUUACACCCCACAACGCACUUCAAUAUUAAGGUCCUGUCCAGCCCAAAUGGUCAUAAAUAUGCACAGCUGUAUCUUUUUAGUGCCUUAGACCGCGAGAAAGAAGAAACGCUGCUCCUCACGCUUACUGCUGUGGACGGCGGUGAACCACAGAAAUCAGGGACACUAAAAAUACGUGUAACUGUGCUCGACACAAAUGACAACGCUCCAGUCUUUACGCAGUCAAAUAUCAAGGCGUCUGUCAAAGAAAAUGUUCCAAAGGGAACUUUAGUCGUGCGCUUGAGCGCUACGGAUGCAGAUGAUGGGAUGUAUGGCCGCGUCACAUACCACUUUAAUCGCAUGUCUAGUAAUGUUGCAGAGCUAUUUCAUCUGGAUGAAAACAGCGGCGACUUAACGGUAAACGGCAUGAUUGAUUAUGAAGAGAAUAAAGUAUUUGAGAUCAGCGUGCAGGCAAAGGAUCAUGGUGGACAAAGCACAUCCACAAAAGUCAUAAUUGAGGUGAUGGAUGUUAAUGACAAUGCACCUUUAAUAACGAUGACCUCGUUUUCCACUUCCAUCGCUGAGGAUUCUCCCAUUGGAACCACUGUGGCGAUCAUAAACGUUAAAGAUGUAGAUUCAGGCAAAAAUGGGAAAGUAGACUGCUCAGUUAAUGGCAACAUCCCGUUUGCAAUCCACUCAUCUCUAAAGAAUUAUUACACUCUGGUGACAAACGGUGUCCUUGACAGGGAGCGUAAUCCUGUUUACAAUAUAACUUUCACUGCUGUGGAUGAAGGCAGUCCGGCACUGUCGACUAACAAGACAGUAACACUCCGAGUAUCCGACGUUAAUGAUAACGCCCCAGUAUUUGAACGGAGUUAUUACGAAGCUAAUAUCAUGGAGAAUAACUCGCCAGGGUUAUCUGUAUUUUCUGUGAAAGCGCACGAUUCUGACUCAGGCCAGAAUGCACGUGUUUCUUACCUGCUAAUUGAUACAGAGUUAAAUGGUAACCCCAUAUCCACCUACAUAUCUGUUAACGCAGAGAGUGGAGCCAUACAAGCAGUUCGAUCAUUUGACUUUGAGCAAAUUAAAAGUCUAGAUAUUUUUGUAAGAGGACAGGAUGGGGGCUCCCCGCCUUUAAGCAGUAAUGCCACAGUUAAAUUAAAUAUUCAAGAUCAGAACGACAACCCUCCUCAGGUUCUGUACCCGGUCCAGACUGGAGGCUCUCUGGUGGCUGAAAUGGUGCCUCGUUCAGCAGAUGUGGGCUAUCUGGUGACUAAAGUGGUGGCUGUUGAUGUGGACUCUGGACAGAAUGCCUGGCUCUCCUAUAAACUGCAGAAAGCCACAGACAGGGCGCUGUUUGAAGUGGGCUUACAGAAUGGAGAAAUCCGAACUAUCCGCCAGGUGACUGAUAAAGAUGCUGUGAAACAGAGACUGACUGUUAUAGUGGAGGACAACGGGCAGCCCUCUCGUUCAGCUACAGUCAUUGUUAACGUGGCGGUGGCGGACAGCUUCCCGGAAGUGCUGUCGGAGUUCACUGACUUUCCUCACGACAAGGAGUACAAUGACAACCUGACUUUUUACUUAGUGCUGGCUUUGGCUGUAGUGUCCUUCCUGUUCAUCACGUGUUUAGUGGUUAUUAUAUCAGUGAAAAUCUACAGAUGGAGACAGUCUCGCGUCCUGUAUCACUCCAGUCUCCCUGUGAUUCCAUAUUAUCCUCCACGUUACUCAGACACUUUGGGGACAGGGACUCUCCCACAUGUGUACAACUACGAGGUGUGCAGGACGACUGACUCCAGAAGGAGUGACUGUAAGUUCGGCGGAGCUGGUAGUCAGAACGUGUUGAUAAUGGACCCCAGUUCUACAGGGACGAUGCAGCGGAUACAGAGUGAGAAGAGCAUCCUGGAUGAACCAGACUCUCCUCUAGAGGUUGGCUUUGUCUUUUUUAUAAAGUUCUAUUCCUUUAAAACUGUAUGUUAUUUUUGACCAUAAGAUGGCUGGUGUCAAUU
Molecule: messenger RNA, 2920 nt
Organism: Acanthopagrus latus (yellowfin seabream)
Lineage: Eukaryota; Metazoa; Chordata; Actinopteri; Spariformes; Sparidae
Product: protocadherin beta-16-like
Exons: 1
Coding region: 429-2897 (822 amino acids)
Biological process (GO): homophilic cell-cell adhesion
Cellular component (GO): plasma membrane
Molecular function (GO): calcium ion binding
Source: RefSeq, a predicted model, not a curated record